This is a messenger RNA of Dissoconium aciculare CBS 342.82, 378 nucleotides long. RefSeq names its product 50S ribosomal protein L7Ae. Gene Ontology annotation, biological process: maturation of SSU-rRNA; mRNA splicing, via spliceosome. The transcript has 2 exons. The record is from RefSeq and is a predicted model, not a curated record. NCBI's taxonomy places the organism in Eukaryota, Fungi, Ascomycota, Dothideomycetes, Mycosphaerellales, Dissoconiaceae. Gene Ontology annotation, molecular function: RNA binding. Gene Ontology annotation, cellular component: precatalytic spliceosome; nucleolus; box C/D methylation guide snoRNP complex. The coding region runs from base 1 to 378 and encodes 125 amino acids.
AUGUCUUCCGACGGAGCCGCCUGGCCUGUUGCCGACCAGGCCCUUGCCCAGGAAAUUUUGGAUCUUGUCCAGCAAGCUUCGCACGCCCGUCAAUUGAAGAAGGGCGCCAACGAGGCCACCAAGACCCUCAACCGUGGUAUCAGUGAGAUCAUCAUCCUGGCCGCCGACACUGCCCCGCUUGCUAUCUUGCUUCACUUGCCGCUUCUCUGCGAAGACAAGAACACCCCAUACGUCUAUGUUCCCUCAAAGAUGGCACUCGGUCGCGCUUGCGGUGUCACUCGCCCGGUGAUCAGCUGCUCGAUCACCACCAACGAGCAGAGUGACCUUAUGGGUCAGAUCAGAGCCCUCAAGGACAAGGUCGAGCGCUUGAUGAUCUAG